Molecule: messenger RNA, 1480 nt
Organism: Mauremys reevesii (Reeves's turtle)
Lineage: Eukaryota; Metazoa; Chordata; Testudines; Geoemydidae
Gene: C1H3orf85
Product: chromosome 1 C3orf85 homolog
Exons: 4
Coding region: 38-409 (123 amino acids)
Source: RefSeq, a predicted model, not a curated record
UACAAAAUGCAUGAAUAUCCAUAGUUAAGCAAGAAGAAUGUUUUCCAGACUACACUUGAUGUCUCUUAAAAUGGUUCAAGUUGCUGUGUCAGUUCUGUUGCUUACAGGUGUAUUGGGAGCACCAUUUGUGUCUGAAGAAGAAGCAAAUGAGUUUAUACGACUUAAAAGACAAACACCAUAUUCUCAGAAUUGUUGGGAUCCAAGCAACAGCCAGAAUGCAUGGGGUUACACUCUGGCUGAACAGGUUAGUGAAUCAUGGAUGGCUUUGAGAACCACAACACAAUACUACAUGGACUUGGGAUCUUUUGCCUUUGAUCCUGCCACUGCCCGGGACCACAUUAGGUCUUACAUGGAUAUGCUACAGCAAUCUGGGGCUCACCUCCAGCAGCAGAUAAGAAAACACAACUAAAUCAAAGAAAUUUCAUGUAUCUGCCAACGUACUGUAUGGGGGAAUUUUUAUCCAGGAGUUACACUUGUAGCUAUUUGCCACAACCACAUCUACCUUGUCCUGUACCUUAUUAAGACAUCUAAAGAUGGAACACACACACAGUAGCCCCACAAAGUCAAUAGCUCGUAUUCAUCAGGUAAAAAUGUAAUGUUAAAUUAUGCUAAAUUGAACAAAAAUGGUGACGAUGACACAGCAUCCAUAGUGGUUUUUAGUAGGACAGGUUAAAAAAUUGUUUUUUUCUUUUCUUUUUGAUUAAAUGGAUCCCCCCUCUUCCCACUCCCACAAAAUAGUCCAUUUAAAUAAAUAUUGCAGUUCUGGCAAGUGAAAACUGGAUGUUUUUCACUUCUUUAACUAAAGACUUUCGCAUUUUAGUUACUGAAAACUGAAAUUUUGGGGUUCAAUUUUUUUUGCUAAACCCAAAUUUCAAAGGAAAUUUUAAAGAAAGAAACACUCUCUCCCUCCUCCUUUUGGUGUGUGUGUGUGAGGGUAGUGAAAAUCAUGUCAGCUCUAGUUUUCACCAUAGGCAGCAAGAACUUUUAAUAUUGUUGCCAAUACAUUAAAUGCUUUAGAAUACUGCUUCCACUUCACUACCUCCAAAACUCUGCUUUCAGCAUUGAAAGUAUUGGUCUUGAGCUCUUAAGUGCAAAAUGGUUGAAGUCCUGAUGACCUAAGCGAGCUGCUCUCUCCUUACAGCACAUCAAUUGUCAUCAGUGAAGACACUUAUUUGCAGCACCCUGUUUACCAUGGAUGUGACUAGUGACAAGGCAUUUUCCAUCACAGGUCUCAAAUUCUCUCUUCAUUUGAUCAUCCAAAAAUACUUGACCAUCAGGACACGUAUUGUCUCAGGCUUUUUGGCUGCAGGCCUCUCAAAGAAUAGCAUAAGUGAAGGAGGGUGCUUUUACUGUGAUACUUUAGUUUUCCUCCUUGGAUUAAUAAAGUAGAUCAUAUGUAAUGUGGAUUUUCCUAUAGGUACAAAUAUCCAGAGCUACUGUGAAGUGAUUGCAAACUCUAAAGAAAACAUUAAAUCUUUUG